AUGUAUACAUUUCUACCGUACUCAUGGUUUCGUGUCCUUGAUCUUACAGCGACUUUUGGGAAUGUGCGUCUAUUAAAAUAUGCAUUACCACGAUGUGAUAUAAAUUUUAUUUCAGAGUUUAAUUCUCACACAAUCAGUUGGUCUAGUAUUUUAAAAGGCAUAUUUUGCAUGUCCUUUGACUUUAACAGAUUUUCAUCGUUUAAGUGUUUUAUGACAGACAGCCAACACCAAGUGAGGUUGUCAAAAAAACGAGCAAAACUGAAGAUCACUAGCAAGGGUGGACUUCACAAUUUUCAAGCUAACUGCAAUACUUUUAUAGCAGGACAACGCAUGCUUUAUUUAUCUCAAAAUUCACUAAUAUCGUGUAAGACCCUCCCCAAUCCCCAAAAUUUCUCUUUUUUUGUGAUAGAAAAGGAUUCAAAGAUAUACCAAGAUGGCUAA
Molecule: messenger RNA, 441 nt
Organism: Strongyloides ratti
Lineage: Eukaryota; Metazoa; Nematoda; Chromadorea; Rhabditida; Strongyloididae
Exons: 5
Coding region: 1-441 (146 amino acids)
Source: RefSeq, a predicted model, not a curated record